AUGACAGAAGUUGAAGAGUCGAAUACAAGAUCGCAACCCCCAAACAACACCAAACAUCCAUCCGCGCCCCCUCCUCCAUCCCAUGCGCCCGCAGAUACCGAACCCGCGAAACUCCACGGCGCAAUAGACCAGACCGAACGUGAUGAGGGUCCUCCACCAAAGAAGCAGCGAGUUAGUGAAGCCGCGUCGAUUCCGCGUCCAAAACCUGAGUCGCCCCCUUGGAAGAAGAUCGUAGCAGACGGACCUUCGUCAUUUACACAGGAUGGGAGGAGAAAAUCAGGCCGGACGAACCACAUACCUUUUGAACUCCAACCACCCUCCGACAGGCGCCAGACACGAGGCAUUGUCCAGAAGACAACCCCUAGUACUAACAAGAAUGGGAAAGUGAAUGGGCACCAGGCGAAGGAAGCAACGACUACAUCAACCAACGGAAACCGAAAGGCUAGUACUAACGGCGCAACCAGUACCCAGCAUGCGCUCCAGUCUCAAUCUCCGUCCAAAUCUGUAGCGCCUCCAAAGCGAAGUCUCCGGAAGUCUAUGCCGAGUGAGCAAAAGCAAACCCCAGUACGCAACCACAAACGGUCUCCGAGUCCCAAAGCCCCUCAAUCAGCACCAACACAACCGCGGCCAGAUAAAUUGCGUCGCCUUCGACGAGACACGAACAAUGACGAGGAGGUUACUAAGUUGGAUACAACUAUUAUCCAACAAGUGGAGCUUCCGGCAGAAAGUCCUAAAGCUAAACUCUCUCGAAUUAAGAUCCUAGUCAAGCCAGCAUCGAUACCUAUAACUCAUCCGGGCCUAGAACUUCAACAUCCCAAAAAUUACACCACCCUGGGAGAGUUUUUCAAGGCCGCUGAGAAAAUUCCGGUGGAAGACGGAGGCCUGUACGUUGCAGAAGAUUUGAUUGAUUAUCCACCAGAGUCGGUAUCAAGAGAUGGUCUUCUUCUUACACGGCUCGAGGAAGCUGCAAAGCCUGGUGGUCUUCUCAGUCCUGAAUUUUGUUCUGCUUAUGAACGGCCACAGCAAGAUCAUACAAUUCCUAUGCAAUACGCGCACCUAGAUCAUGUAAACAGAGCUGCUAUUGGAUUUCAGAGAUUGAUGGAAAUCGAAAAAAAGAAACAUAUGAGUAACGCAAAAAAACUCGCGGAAGCGUGUAGGGAUGAAUGGAAACGGCGACAACCAAAAUCACUGGAGCAAUUGGAAGUGGAGCAAACCAAGAUUUCCCAGAACCGUUACAGAUUCUUGGUGAAAACUUUGCAAGCUACCUGGGCAAACGCGAGAGCAGAGGUGAAUCGACGACGUCUUGUGGAGUGGCAGGCUCAAGAACAGGAGCGAGUUCGCAGGGCUUUGAAUGAAGCCGUAGAUAAGUCGACAUUGAAGCUUCAGGCGCAGGGCGCUUUCAGGGAUUCUGAGGUGACAAGCGAGGAUAAUGAGACUCAAGACUCCGAAGGAGGUGAAAAUAUUCCAUCGGAUUCUGAGGGCGAAGAUGGCGAGAGCAACAUGUCAUCCAUAGACUCUGAAGGAGAAGAGGAGCAAACUUCGCCAGAUGCAGCAGAGGACGAGUUGCUUACACAAGAGCAACUCAAAGUAAAAUAUUCCGGAAUUGAAACUAUGUCAGUUCAGACAGAAGAGGUAGAGGCGCCUGAUGUUGAGAUGUCCGAUGUUGUGGUGGAACCCGGCCUGGAAGUAGAUGGUAUUGCUGCAGAAGAUAGCGACGAGUCAAUUGACAUGGACGACGAUUCUGAAUCUAGCGACGAAGAGAGUGACGAUGAUGAAGGAGGAGGUAGCAGCGAGGACGAGUCAGACGGCAAUGCUGGCUCACUAGGUCUGCUUGGAUUCCUUGAUCCAGGAGAGCUCAAGGCGAUGAAGUUAGAAAAGGACGUAUCUGAACAGGAGCCGACUGCGACAGAGCUUGACAGCAAUCACAACGGCACGCCUCUAACUGUCGAAGACGGAGUUCAAGAUGAUCUUCCAGUCAGAGGUAUUAUCGACGUUGAUGAUGAAACGUCAACCAACUCCAGCAUAGGUGUUACAAUGCCAAACAAGAAAAUCCAGAAAGUUGCAGCCUCAAGUCCCGACCACAGCAGCCUACCGACACCAAGAACUACCGAGACAAGACACUCUGAAGUCGACUCGGCAUCAUCAGUAGAGCUACAUCGAAAUAGCAGGCAAGUUAGUCAGAGCUCCUCGCCACAGCCCACUAGCAACCCUAAAACACCCAUCCCACACCUGCUUCGCGGGACUCUGAGAGAGUAUCAGCACGACGGUCUGGAUUGGCUUGCUGGACUAUACAAGGCAGGCACGAAUGGUAUCUUGGCCGAUGAAAUGGGGCUGGGUAAGACUAUACAGACGAUUGCUUUACUGGCACAUCUUGCAUGCGAGCAUGAAGUAUGGGGCCCGCAUCUUGUGAUUGUUCCAACUAGUGUCAUGCUGAACUGGGAAAUGGAGUUCAAAAAAUGGUGUCCAGGGUUCAAGAUAUUAACAUAUUAUGGGUCACCGGAGGAGCGCAAAAGAAAACGCUCAGGGUGGAACGGAGAAAACUCUUGGAAUGUUUGUAUCACAUCGUAUCAGCUCAUCCUGCGCGACCAGGUCAUCUUCAAACGUCGACAAUGGCAUUACAUGAUUCUGGAUGAAGCUCAUAAUAUUAAGAACUUUCAAUCCCAGAGGUGGCAGGCUAUGUUGACCUUCUCCACUCGAGCACGACUCCUGCUUACCGGUACCCCUCUACAAAACAAUCUUACGGAACUUUGGUCUUUACUUUAUUUUCUGAUGCCCUCGGACGGUACAGAACCGGCUGUAGGCGGGUUCGCAAAUUUGAAAGAGUUUCAAGACUGGUUUAAAAAGCCAUCCGAGCAGAUUCUCGAGCAUGGCCGUGAGCAGAUGGAUGACGAGUCGAAAGCAAUCAUCGGCAAACUUCACAAGGUGCUUAGGCCUUAUCUUCUACGGAGAUUGAAAGCAGACGUUGAGAAGCAAAUGCCUGCAAAGUACGAACACGUCGAAUUUUGUCGGCUUUCCAAGCGACAGAGAGAACUUUAUGACAGCUUUCUGAGUAGGGAUGAUACUAGAGGUACUCUGGCAUCCGGGAAUUAUCUAUCAAUCAUCAAUUGUUUGAUGCAAUUGAGAAAGGUGUGCAAUCAUCCAGAUCUUUUCCUUGAUCGCCCAAUUAUGACCUCUUUCCCUAUGGAAAAGUCAGCUAUUGCGGACUUUGAGAUCAAAGAGCUUCUUGUUCGCCGCCGUCUAUUCAAAGAAGAGCCGAUGUCCAAGGUCAGCUUGGAAUUCCUGAAUCUUGUCCCGACCAAGCAUGAACGUCUCUCUACCACUGCCUCUGCGCGGAUUAUUACCCUCAGUGCCCAGCAGCUCCUGAUGAAGAUGCGUGAGGCACAACGGCAAAGAGCACAUAAUUCUUUUACCCAGCUCAACCCAGCCACUGCAAAUUCCAACUUGGUGUAUUUGGAGAGUGCGUCCCGAUGGGGUAGAUUUGAAGAAUUACAACAUUGUGUCUAUCUCAAUGCUCUCCGACGGCAGCAAAAGCCCAUUUAUGGGAAAGAACUCCUGGAGACGGUGACUUUGGGUCUUCCCCAGUGGCCUAAUCAGCCAAAGCCCAAAAAGCAAGCAAAAUGGUUGGACUGGAUCUCAAACUAUUCGCCCGUGCUGAAUUCGAUGGUUCCCACGUUAGCUGCACGUUCCAAUGCACUCGAUUCCACCAUUCGAAAGUUUGCCUGCGUAACUCCUCCAGUCGUUGCAAAGGACAUAUCCACCUUGGUCCUCAAGCAAGAUGGAAUUGUCACUUUGCGGUCAACCGUCGAUAGCGCAAGGAAAGAUCCUUUUCAUGAAGCACGAAUGCGGUUAUCCAUUCAGUUCCCGGAUAAACGUUUAUUGCAAUAUGAUUGCGGGAAAUUACAGGCUUUAGCGAACCUUCUUCGUCGACUUGAAGCCGGAGGUCAUCGCGUACUUAUUUUCACUCAGAUGACCAAAGUUCUUGACAUUCUUGAGCAAUUCUUGAAUAUUCAUGGCCACAAGUAUCUUCGACUGGAUGGCAACACGAAGGUUGAACAGCGGCAGAUUCUAACAGACCGUUUCAAUAACGAUACCCGCAUCCUGGCAUUUAUCUUGUCUAGUCGAUCUGGUGGUUUAGGUAUCAACUUGACUGGAGCUGAUACGGUUAUCUUUUACGACCUUGACUGGAAUCCUGCUAUGGAUGCCCAAUGUCAAGAUCGAUGCCAUCGUAUUGGUCAAACUCGUGAGGUACAUAUCUAUCGUCUCGUCUCGGAGCAUACGAUUGAGGCCAAUAUCCUUCGCAAAGCAAACCAAAAACGUAUGCUGGAUGAUGUGGUCAUUCAGGAAGGGGAGUUUACGACAGAUUAUUUCAACAAGCCUAAUAAAGAAGUAACCGAAGAAGACGAGACAACUCCUCUUGAUGAAGAUGCCGCUGCCGCAAGUGCCGCUAUGGACCGUGUUCUAGGUGGCCCUGGCAACAACAAAAAUGUUCAACGAGUACUGGCCCAGGCCGAGGACCGUGAAGAUGUGGCUGCAGCUCGGGUAGCUGAACGGGAAAUUAACGAAACAGAUGCCGCAGACUUUGAUGAGAACACUGCCACAGCAACGACAACACCGGCGGCAGCAAGUACCCCUCAAGAGCUGGUAGAGACACCCGGAGCAGCAACACCGACUGUCGAGGCUGUGAUGGAGCCAGUUGAGGAGGAAGAACUCAACGCAUGGGGUGGACUCGUCAAGUCUACUGAUGACUAUAUGCUCCAAGUCAUGACAGAAGAAUUGAAAGAUGCCCCGGUGGAACUUCCACGAGACAAGAGCAAAAAAGGAAAGGAUAGAAGCCACAGGUCUCACAGGGCGAGGUGA
Molecule: messenger RNA, 4857 nt
Organism: Hymenoscyphus albidus
Lineage: Eukaryota; Fungi; Ascomycota; Leotiomycetes; Helotiales; Helotiaceae
Source: the annotation of a GenBank genome assembly